This is a messenger RNA of Sinocyclocheilus grahami, 1598 nucleotides long. Its product is annotated as nuclear receptor coactivator 4-like. Gene Ontology annotation, biological process: intracellular iron ion homeostasis; response to hormone. Gene Ontology annotation, molecular function: transcription coactivator activity. The record is from RefSeq and is a predicted model, not a curated record. The coding region runs from base 23 to 1285 and encodes 420 amino acids. Lineage: Eukaryota; Metazoa; Chordata; Actinopteri; Cypriniformes; Cyprinidae. The transcript is spliced from 5 exons.
UAACUCUUCUCUGCUGCUGCAGAUGGAGACCUCAUAUUCUACUGAGAGACCGAGGCUUCUCCAGGACUGCCCAGUUUCUUGCAAGAGACAGAAAGUAGCUCCUGAAUGGGCCACACCUCUGGCUGAGUGGCUUCUAGGGAACCGUUCAGUAAGCAGCACUCCAACAGGACACCACUUCAGCACAAACUCCCAGAACUGGCUGCUUGUUUCCAAGGAAUCUCAGGAAGAGCGACAGUUACCUGCCUUUGACUUCCAAAAAGCUUGGGGCCAGCUUCAAGACCUGGAGUCGUGGCUUCUGAAGGAGAAAUUGCCAGUUCGUGAACGAACCUGUAGCAGAAGCUCAACCUUCUCGAUUGAGAUGAUCGAGGAAAGCGACUUAAAUCUGGAUGAGGUGGAAGUGGAAGACCAGCAGGAAAAAGGGGACGACACUGUUGAGGAAGAAGAACUCAGCAAGUGGCUCUUUAGCCCAAGCCCGUUCAAGCAAGAUAAGACCAGCCCGGUGUCAGAUGCUGACCGCUUCAAGCAGAUCAUCAAACCCUUUUACGAGAGCUUCUCCUCCAGCGAUUGGCUACUAAAGUCCGACUGCAGCUCUUGCUGUGCCACACGCAGUGCUGCCGUGGAAAUCGAGAACCUAGGAAAGCUCAAGUGCCUAAAGACUCCACCUUCAUCCGCUGCAAGCACUCCAAUCACCAGUCCAGAAACCAUCGAAAUGUGGCUUCACAAGACCAUCCCAAUCGAGACCACCUGCAAAGCCAACGAGACCUGUACCAGCUACGCUCAAUGUGUCUGUGACGACAACUGUGGAAAAGAGGCCCUUAGUGCUUGGCUCCUCAAGAAAGAGGAUCGAGAUAAGAAUGGUGUUCCCGUCAAUAAGAAUGCCCCAAACAAAGCCUCCAGCCAGCAGCAGAAGGUUCAAGCCAUCUUAGAGAUGUGGCUGCACCCGAACAACAGUGCCAAGUCCCCUGCCCUGUCGUCCCUCUCUGCCUGGGUGACCCCGUACAUCAAAACCUCAGACUCUGAGAGCUCCACCCAGGAGCCUUUGCAGAACUGGCUUUUGCCAGCGAUGAAGCACAUAAGCACAACCACUGAGAAGCCAAAUGAGCCAAAGAGUGAGAACCAUAAAGAGCGAGACCGCAAGAACAUCGAGGAGGACAAAUGGCUUCUACGCAAGCGGGCGAGCGCACAGGAAAGGCUAGGCCUACCAACAGUAUGUGACCUGUUUUCUUGUAUGAAGCUCAGUGGGGACAAAGAAAAGUGGCUACAUCAAACAGCUACACAGAUAUGAAUGCAACCUCCAUUGGCUUUUGGAGAUUGACUCCAGUGCUAUUUAAUCACUUAUUAUUGCACAAUAUUUUUCUUCAGUGCUCUUUAGGGAUUCAUUCUCUCUGUAAUCUUCUGGAGAUUGAAAGGGUGAUCUGGACUAAAGGUCCUGUCCAGGAGGCAAGGCUUUUGGUACACCAUCACUUGAGGACGGAUUAGUCAUUUUGCGCUUUUAUUAACAGUUAAAUUCCAGUAACGUGGAGGAGGCCAAUGUGUUUCUAUUUAGAAUUCACUAAUGUGAUUUAGGAAUCACGAGCAUAUUGACCAGAUUGGUGCAU